CUAGGACAGGCGGUUAAGAUUAUAUUUGGAACGGCGUUUCAGCUGUCAAAUAAUUUGACACUACAAUUAUUAUUGUAGUAUGUUGUGUAGCAUCUAGUAACGUUAUUAUUUUUAUGUUUAUCACACUUGUAUCAAUGAAUAUUGUUACAUAGUACGAUAUAAAAAGGUUUAAUUUUUAACACUUGAAGUUAGUUCAAUCGCUAGAUAAAUGCGCAACGCGCAGCGACAAGAGCCGAUAUUUUCAUGUCGUUACUUUUGUGAUUUGAUUGAUUGAUUUUCGGGCUUUCUAUCCCAAAAUUUAAUUAUAAAUCUUAUGUAGGUUCAUGUAAAAGUUAGCAAACGUUGUUAUGGAAACGUUUCACAUUUUAAAUGACGUUAUAUUCAAUCAUUAUUUUUUAAUUGGUGGUUUAUUCUUGAGUUAUUUGGUUUACCGAAUACUUCACGCACUUUUUGGUGAUAAUAAUUACUUACAAACCAAAUAUAGGUCUCGUGGUCAUACGUGGAGAAGCAUACAAUGUAACAAGUCCAUUCCUUAUAACAUUUAUUGUACGGUGUGUGGUAAGUUGAUGUUGCCCCUAGUAGGGCUCUUCUGCGAGUGCUGUGGUGUGAGCGCGUGCAAGAGAUGUCGACGCGUUGUUGAUAAAAAAUUUAGGUGUAAACAAUUUACUUGGCCAGUUGACAAACAGUUCCACCAUCAUUGGGUUCACAUUGGUAAUAGCAGAGCAGAACAUUCAGACAACAGUGAUGACACAAUUCGAAAAUAUUAUUGCUGCUGGUGCCAAAGGACAAAGCUAUGCCAUGAUAGUGCUUUCAAUGACUCCGAGCAAUGUGAUUUCCAGAAGUAUCGUAACAUAAUGAUUCCACCAGCGUGUGUGCAGGUUGAGAAUGGAGUAGUAACUGGCAUAAAGCCUCCUACAAUUCCAGAUUGGGAGCCACUCUUCAUUUUUGCUAAUCGUAAAUCUGGAAGCAAUAGAAGUGAUGAAGUGCUAUCACUUUUUAGAGGGCUGUUGAAUCCCAUUCAGGUGGUGGACAUGGCUGAGACAGCACCGGAGAGCGUCGUGCGGUGGAUGCCGCCACGAGCGCGAGUUCUCGUAGCCGGCGGCGACGGCACCGUCGCCUGGGCGCUCAACGUGCUGCACGCGGCGCCACACGUCAAGGCAUCAGUGGCCAUAUUGCCAAUGGGCACCGGCAACGACCUAUCCCGGGUACUGGGCUGGGGCGCCGGUCUGGCCUCGCAUUUAGACGCACAGGCUAUCAUCAACGACGUGCAACACGCUGAAGAGCAGCUCUUAGACAGAUGGAAGAUCACAAUAAAACCCACACGCGGACGCUUACGCAGCCGAGGCCGCGAGCGCGUCCUGUACGCUUACAACUACGCGAGCAUCGGUGUGGACGCGCAGGUCGCGCUGGACUUCCACCGCGCGCGUUCGCAGUUCCUAUACAGAUACGGCAGCCGGAUGCUCAACUACAUGGCCUACGUGUUAAUGGGCGCCGGGCGCGCAAUCGACAGCAGAUGCGACGGCCUGGAGCAGCGACUGCGCGUGCGACUUGACGCGCGCGACGCGAUCCCUCUCCCGCCGAUACAGGCGCUCGUGGUGCUCAACAUCCCCUCCUGGGGCGCCGGCGUGCAGCUCUGGAAUAUGGGGAAUGAAGGAGAUGUGGAAGAACAAAGUAUUAGCGAUGGAAAAAUUGAGGUUGUUGGCAUAUCGUCGUCAUUCCACAUAGCGAGGCUGCAGUGCGGAUUGGCGGAGCCCUAUCGCUUUGCACAAGCUUCGCAAAUAAAGAUCGAGCUGGAGGGAUGUUGCGCGAUGCAGGUGGACGGGGAGCCGUGGGUGCAGCGCUCCGCCACCGUGCUGGUGGAGCCGGCCGGCCAGUGCCGCGUGCUGCGCGCGCGCCGCGCCGACUAGCCCGGGCUCGGACUCGCAACCGCAGGACAGGGGUCGCUUAACUGCGGGAGUUAUUCCCACUAGUUACCACCAAGGUGUUACCAGUGGUAAUUAGUGGGUUUUUUUUUUCACCUUUUACCACUGGUAACUACUGGGAAAAAAAUCCUACCAAAAUUUGGUUAGCAUUCAAUACUAAUAAAAACAGUAUAAAUAUAGAGUUCCUUAAUCAAUAAUUAAUGAAACGUCAAAUUAAUUAUAAGUAACAAAGACCAGCGUAACGUGACCGAGACAUUAAUAGAGAGUGCGAGCCAGAGAUACGCGUUUAUACUGGUUGGUCUGAGCGGUCAAAACGUCCGCCGAGCUCUCGCCCAGCAGUUGGCGAUAACAGUCAUACAACAUGUAUGGUAUGGUAUUAACUAUUAGAUUAUAUGUUUUUUUUUCCUUUUUGCCAUUACCCUCAAGAGUAUGAGAGCAUUUAUCGUAUACGGGCUACGGAGACUGCUUUUUUAAUAGAACGUCGGUGGCAAACAAGCAUACGGACCGCCUGAUGGUAAGCAGUAUCCGUAGCCUAUGUACGCCUGCAACUCCAGAGGAGUUACAUGCGCGUUGCCGACCCUAACCCCCUCCCACCCCUCGUUGAGCUCUAGCAACCUUAUUCACCGGCAGGAACACAACACUGAGUAGGGUCUAGUGUUAUUUGGCUGCGGUUUUCUGUAAGGUACUUCCCCAGUUGGGCUCUGCUCUAGAUCUGGAAUGACAUCCGCUGUGCUGUGCCCUACCACACAAAGCGAGAUGACAUUCACAAUGCCCAUACCUCUCUUGUGAACGUAGUUUAAGGACGUACCCGGAGCUUACCAUCAGGCGGGCCGUAUGCUUGUUUGUCACCGACGUAGUAUAAAAAGGAUCUUAUUAAUCGUAAAUUGAGCUAAUUGUGACGUUUUCUAUGAAACCUGGAUCUUUUGUCAAGGACGCUUACGGCACACUGCGUAGCGCAGCGUUGUAUUUGUAUAGGAGCAUCGUUGAUAAUGGCGCAAGCGCCAUCGACAAUAAAGUCCUUUUCAAUAAAUAACGACACAAUUACACGAACGAACAAACAAAUCAGUCAAAAACCGUUUUUUUUUUCACUUUUAAGGCAGUUUACUGAAACAGUUAUCGACUUAUAAUGAAACGAAUAACUAAUUAACUUAUAAUUAAUUUAACGUUUAAUUAAUUAUUGAUUAAGGAACUCCAUAUUUAUACUGUUUUUAUUAAUAUUGAAUGCUAAACAAAUUUUGGUGGUAACUACUGGGAAAAAAAACCCACCUUUUACCAGUGGUAACUACUGGGGAAAAAAAAAAUCCCAGUAGUUACCGGCUCACUAGUUUCUCAAAAGGUGACAUGUAUCUAAACUAUUUUAGACAGGUUGCUAUUCCUGAAACGGUAAAUCUACUAUGGCUGGCACUUUUUCUGAAACGUAUUGCCGAGCCCCGGUUAUGACAGCGAGUCACGGUGAAACUUUAGAAAACUUACUCAAAUGUUAACUUAAUGUCAAACAGUACCUAACUAAUUAUAUUAUCAAAUGUACUUAAAUUUAACUUAUGAUAAACGUAGCGAGCGUGAGGUCUAAGAUACACUUGUAAGUUUUACUUACUUAAGUAGGGACAAAGCUAUUUGUUGAAAUGGAAUAAUUAUAUUUAUCUCUCUUUUUUUUUUGUUUAUUUAUUCACUAUUAAUUUUAGAAACAAGGUUUAACACAAUAAGCCACUAUUGAAAACCUCUAGGUUUUAUGUAAUAGUUGGCGAGAUCUAUAGUAUAGCUGUAUCCCUACUUACGUAAGUAAAACUUGUAAGUAUAUCUUAGGCUCUCUAAUGCCAAAUUAGUUAGGAUCCCACAGCAGGAAAAAACUAAAUACCAAUAAUGUCGUAAUGUCCGUCUCUCUAUCUGUAUGCCAUAUGCAUUUUAUAUUAUACAUUUAUUUAUAUUUUGUCGAUAGAUAACUAAAAGUUAGGAAUUAUAAAACACUAGGUCGUUGAUGUUAAUUAGGUAAGGUGCCUUCGGAAAAACUUUAAGUGAUCUUGCUUUCGUGUACCUUAGGUGCCGAUGUAGACGCACUCACUAUACAGACGCCGUGCGGGGCUACCUGGAACCUAUAAUAUAAAAACUAUUCCCAAUAUUUCAAUGAUGUACUUAAAAUAAAUUUGGAAUCAAAUCUUUUCACUCCCAUAAUUCCCAAUAGGCGCAGGCGUCCCCAUUUGUCCCACUCGACUGUAUUACUAAAUAUUGUAAAUGCACAACAUAUUUUAUACAUAGAUACUCGUAAGAGAUAACUUUAAACUUUUGUUUUCAUGGGAUAUAUUUACAAGUGAUUUUAACAUUUUGUGGGAUAUGUUUUACUCACAAAACAUUAACUUAAGAAGAGUAUUACGGGUAGUUGAUUAGUGACUAACGGGUAUUGACUUUUUUACUAUGUAAUAUCAGGCUUAGAACGCACUGCGAUUAAUUUCUUGCGGUUUCUAUCUUGCAAGUGCCUGCGCUUAUGAAGCAUGACAUACGUUACAUUUUUUGUGAUUCUGAAACCGCAAGAAAUUAUUCGCUGUGUAUUCUAAGCCUAUACUCUGUAUCUUUGGGUAUUUAAAUAAAAGUAAACAAAAUCUACCCUCAAAUGUCUCCUUAAGCCAGUUGAGGGUUGAUGAAAACAUUACAUGAUCAAAUCAUGUAGGUUAAAGUCAGGUCGUUCAGUGACAGAUCCAGGCGGUUUUGUAUUUGGUCGAUUAACUACCCGAAAUUUUACAAAUUGUUUGUUUAUUUUUAUUUAAAUACCUAAAGAUACAGAGUAUAAAUGUCUGCUCUUAUUAUAUAAUUUUCUACAGCUACCGAUUUUAUGAGGAAUGAUUAUUGUUAAAAUAUAUUUCUAAAAUAUGAACUCGUUUUCAAUAUAAUGUGAUGUGUCUUAAAA
This is a messenger RNA of Cydia pomonella (codling moth), 4821 nucleotides long. RefSeq names its product diacylglycerol kinase epsilon (gene Dgkepsilon). The record is from RefSeq and is a predicted model, not a curated record. NCBI's taxonomy places the organism in Eukaryota, Metazoa, Arthropoda, Insecta, Lepidoptera, Tortricidae. Gene Ontology annotation, molecular function: ATP-dependent diacylglycerol kinase activity. The coding region runs from base 348 to 1907 and encodes 519 amino acids. The transcript is spliced from 12 exons.